This is a messenger RNA of Cantharellus anzutake, 2486 nucleotides long. RefSeq lists its product as uncharacterized. The coding region runs from base 98 to 2377 and encodes 759 amino acids. The transcript is spliced from 6 exons. NCBI's taxonomy places the organism in Eukaryota, Fungi, Basidiomycota, Agaricomycetes, Cantharellales, Hydnaceae. The record is from RefSeq and is a predicted model, not a curated record.
CGCAUGUGUUCAAUAUCUUUCAAAUGACUUAUUUUACAAGCUUUGUAAAGCAUACCGCGACAAGUCUUUCUCCGGGUUGUUGCAUGAUGUCGAUAUAAUGGGCCUUACCAAUCAGGAGAGUGGCGGGCUUCCAGGUCUUCAAUCAGCAUUUCAAGAACCCUAUCGAGGAGAGACCCACAAGCUGCUUAUCGAGACAUUGAAUAAGUAUUCGCAGCCAAGCGGGUACGGCCCAAGUCACAGGCCAUAUAAUCUGUCUCUAUCAGUCAUCCAGUCGUCGGGUAUGGGGAAAUCCAGAAUGGUUCACGAAGCCGCGCACUCCGUAUUUACGAUUCCAAUCAAUAUUCGUGAGGAGUUUGGCCCCGUUCUCAAAUCCUAUCCUCCUCCAGACGAGGAGUUUCGCCAUUAUUUUCAAGAACAUGAUACCAAAAGCGAUCUUCGGUUGCAGGCAGAGUACGCAAUUAUAUUGGGCGUGUUAUUCACAAAGGCCGCCGAACUCCUUGAGAAACCCAUUUUCGAACAUAAAACAGGAACAGCGCUAGCAUCAGAAUGGGCUAAUUAUCUCAACGAAGGACAGACCAGCACCGAAGUUGGUACGAAUAGGAAGAAGUUCCUGGAUUCUGUGGUGGAUCGGGCACGGCAGCUCCAAUCAGCGGAGCUGGGUGUCCCACGACAAAAUGAAAAAGAAGCUCAAAGGAAACUGCACCUCCUCAUACCCUGGAUGCAGGACUCCUGCCGCAAGUUUAUCAAGGCCAUCUCUAGUGAUGAUGGGAGAGCAGAAGAUGUCAAAUGCAUCGUUUACUUUGAUGACGCUCACCAGCUUACCGAACCCGUCUCACCGAACAAUGCAAGGAGGUACUCGCCCCAUCAUAACUUUGGCACAGUGCUGUCUGAGCUGGCAUAUUCCCCUGUUUUUUUCAUCUUUUUAUCUACGAGUUCUCAUCCCCCGGAAUUCAAUCCCUUUCCCGCAAGCCAUCCAUCAGUUCGCGUCGCUCAGGGCCUCCGCCUUUCCCCUCCUUUCACCGAGCUGCCGUUCGACAUAUUUGUGGACAAAGUAUUUGAAAAUUUGGAAAGUCAGAAGAAAAAUCGUAGCCUUGAAAACGUGGGCCAAACGGGUGUGAUGGCGGGGUUCGGACGUGGCCUAUGGUAUGUCUACCACAAAAACUGGUUGGAGCAGAAAGAAUUGCCUGUUAUAUCAUUCGCCAGAGACAAACUGAUCGCGGAAGGGAACGAAGCGGAAGUAUUCCACUCUCUCAUUGCUGCUCUGGGGAUUCGCAUCGGGAUAAUUUUCGACAUUAUACUUCAAGCCUCGAGGACUAUGGAAUCAAAACUCGUUGAGUCGCACAUGCGUGUUGUUUACGCCAUCCCCGAGCAUCGCGAGUUUAUGCAUGCCGGAUCGCCCUCUGAACCUAUACUGGCUGAGGCAGCAGCGAGGCAUCUGAAUGAUCCUUCGAAUGGCAGCACAAUAGAAAUUCAAGGUCCAGAAAUUCUAGCUCAGGCUCGUGAGAAGGGACUUCUUGCAAAGGGAGAGCACGGGGAACUCUGCGGUCGACUUCUUGUGACCAUUGCACAUGACAUUGCCCUCCGACAAAAACACUCCUUGCCAAAAGAAUUUUUACCUGAUCCAUAUUUCCAUCGGCCUGUCCAUGUCCUCGACUUUCUCAAAGCUCUAUUUGCGAAGCAAUUCGAAACCGUGAUACUGGAUGCCCACUCGGUGACGGCCAAGGCGGAUGUCCCUGAUUUGAAAACUGCAUUUGCAAAUGCCUAUAUCUUUUUUUCCCAUUUCGCUCUGGCCAAAAACUCUGAAAUGCUCUCUGCUCCAAACCUGGCGGUAGCUCUGCUACGUGGCAUGGCUCUCCAAGCCGAAGAUAAUGAGGGGUCGAUUGAUGCUAUUAUUCCUGUUCAUAUGGGUCACCCAACCGAAUCUAUCUCACCGGAAUCGACAUCAGCCAUUAACUUGCAAUUUAGGAAUCGCAAAGAGGCCGACCCUUGCCGUGUUUUUCGCCCGAUCACUGUUCCGGAUGAAGAGAUGCCAGUAAUAUCGAUCAUUUUCGAGCUCGGAGCCAGGAAGAUAGGAGAAGCUGGACUUGUGACCAUCACUGAAGAGAUACCUCGCAACAGUUGCAGCUCGGGGAACAAAUUGCACUGGGACGACCACCAUUAUGAAAUUGUUGCUUACGGUUGCAUUUCGGAGACUUUCGCAGCGAUUCCAUCAGCUGUUCAGCCACAUUACCAGUCUGUUCUCGUGGCUCGAACUAUUGUUGAGGACUUUCCUCGGGCAGGAAACGACAAAAGUUUGCGAGCUUUUGAGAACUUAAAACCGUUCUUUGAUGGCCUUCAAGAACCAGUGAUACGGGCAGAGCAGUUGGAAAGCGAAUGAUUGGUUUCAAUUGUAUGUACAUGGCCUUGAUGUCUAAGUAAUACAGAUUCAAUACGAUUUUUGUACUCUUGAGGUUGUGCUGACAGGCCCAUUGUGAUCAAUAUGGAGC